CGCUUUGUUAUAAGAUUGAGGCCCGUUAGAUCCAAAAUAUCGAAAGUGUUGUUCCAUCUCUCUCACUACUCCCUUCUCUGUUUCUUCCCCAUUUCUUCUACGUUUGAUUUUCACUACCAAAAUCAAUCGAUCGACAAAGAAAGAUUACGCGAGAGAGUUUUAAAUCCGUUAAAGUAUUAGGGUUUCUUAUUCUCUUCCACAAAUUUCGCCGACCGAUGUCUCUGCAUCCUCGAGACUGAAAAUUGAUCUCUUCGAUUUCUAUCCUCUUCUUUCCACACCAAAAACCCUAGAGAAUGGAUGUUCUUAAGGCAGCGACUAUUAUCGUUGCCCUAAUCUGCUCUUGGAUUACAAGUGAUGUGUAACUACUUUUGUUGACAGCCAUGGUGAUACCAAAGUUCAAUAUGACCUGGCCUAUUGUAAGAUCCAGAACCAUAGAUUUGCGUGGGUUUUGGUUAUCAGUGCGUCUUUGAUUUCUAUUCUGGCUUUUUGUAUUUGUAAUACAGAAAGUUCGGAACCAGAUUUGGCUAUUUCACCAUAAACAUCAAAGAACUGAUGACAUGUAACGAGUGUGCUGAGGAAGCAAAAAAGAAGAGUGCAAAAGCUGAAAAAUCUCGUAAAUCUGCUUCAGAAGGGAAGAAGAUGCACAACCACCUUCAUACACAGCCCUUCGAGGAAGACUCACAUGGAGAGGACAUACAAAGAAGGAUACAAUCUACGGUCUUGGCAGUGUUCAGAACAAGAUACAACAUCCAUUGGUGGGGUUUUGACGGAGAGAUCGGUUAA
This is a messenger RNA of Eruca vesicaria subsp. sativa (arugula), 783 nucleotides long. Lineage: Eukaryota; Viridiplantae; Streptophyta; Magnoliopsida; Brassicales; Brassicaceae. The record is from the annotation of a GenBank genome assembly.